UGUGAUGCUGUCAGCCCCAUAUUACGAUCUCAGAGCCGAGGAUCCACACGGGGAAAGUGAACUGCGUGUCCGGACCAGAGACUGAACCAACCGAACAGGCCUCUGUCAUCCUUCUCAUUCCGUCCAAGCCCCUGUUGAAGUCCGACGCACGGUGUGACCUUUGAGCUCUGCUGAGGUGAGCUGACAGUAUUAGACAGACAAACAGCCAGACAGGCAGACUGUCCUCUAGCUGCCACCAUGGGCUCCAUAGCCACCGCUGCCACCCUGCUCUCCUUACUGCUACUGGGAGCUGUGACGGCCAGACUGGACACUAAGAACACCAAGACAGUGUUCCUGGACAAGCAGGAGGCCAGUGAGGUGAUCACCCUGUCCCGCCAGAAGAGGGCCAACGUGGGCAACGAGGAGAGCCUGCUCCCUGCCAACCUGGAGAGGGAGUGUCUGGAGGAGGUCUGCAACUACGAGGAGGCCAGGGAGAUCUUCCAGGACUCCUACCGCACGGAUAUCUUCUGGUCAGUCUACAUAGAUGGGGACCAGUGUGCAGAGAAGCCGUGUAAGAAUGGAGCCAUGUGCUCAGACAGUGUGGGGGGAUACGACUGUGUCUGCAAGUCAGGCUUCUUUGGAGUCCACUGCGAGACAGAUCAGACAGUAUGUAUGUUGGAUAAGACCAAGGGAUGCAGUCAGUUCUGUAAGCCAGGAUACCAGUCCUAUGAGUGUUCCUGUGCCCGUGGCUGGAAACUAGAGGAGAAGGAGAGGGUGAAGUGUAUUCCUGCAGUGACAUUCCCCUGUGGGAAGGUGAACAGCCUAAGCCAGUGGACAAAGAGACAGUCAGCCAACAUCGCCAGCAACUUUGAGGGACUCGCCUGCAACUCUGGAGAGUGUCCCUGGCAGGCCAUUCUGAAGAGUGCAGAGUCUGUAGGGUUCUGUAGUGGUGUCAUUCUCAAGGAGAACCUGGUUCUAACUACAGCCCAGUGUGCCCAGAAAUACAUCAACUUCCAGGUGGCUGUCGGCAAGCGCCAAACCGCAUCUGAAGACGGCGAACAGACGAUGUAUGUCAGAGUCGUCCACGUCCACCCCCGUUACGUACCCGGUCACCCUGACAACGACCUGGCCGUCCUCGAGCUCCGCGAGCGCAUCGUCUAUAAGAAACACGUGGUCGCUGCCUGCCUGCCUGAACGCGACUUCUCAGAGGUCGUUCUGAUGACCGGCGAGUACCCGGCAGUGGUCACUGGCUGGAAGGACCCUGUGGACGCCACGGAGGUCCAGGGCCCGCUCACUCUCAACCACCUGGCAUACGAGCGUCUGCCCCAGUGUGUGGAGAGGCACCCAGGGUUGGUCACCAACAAGAUGGGUUGUACGACAGUAAGACCCAAUGGUGACUGCAUCUUGGGGCCGGGGAGUCCCAUCCUAUCUCUCCACAGGGAGGUGUUCUAUCUGACCGGGGUGGUCUCCAGACCAACAGGGGCAGACUGUCGUCAGGGUUACAUCUACCAGAAGGUGUCCCGCUUCCUGCUUUGGCUGCAGCCCCUCAUGGACUCACGCUAAGGGGGCUCUGAAUCCCAACUCAACCCCUAGCCCCCACCCCCUAUGCAUUAGGGUAGAUCUGAGAGGAUUGGAAAGAUGUCCUUUAAGCUAUAUGGCGGCAAUUCCUGUCUGGCCUAUCAGAAGGCCAGAUGGAGCUACCAUCAUAUUGCUUAUACCAGUCCAAUCCUUUCAGAUCUAUGUAAGUGCUUUGUGGGUAGAGACUAUGAGUUGAUUUGGGAUUUAGGGGUGGUGAUCAGGGGGAUGGAGGGUACAGGGAAGAGAGGGAGAGGUUGAGGGGGUUAGGAGAAUACGUGUGAGAAUUGAUGGUAUUGGACAAAGGCGUAAAUGGAUAGGGAAGAGAAGACAGGGAGAAGGGAGGUGAGGAUAUUGUAAUACUGGAUAGAGGUGGAAAGGGAUAGGGGUUGUGGGAGGAGAAGAGGAGGGAGGGAAGAGAGCUGAACAGGAGCAUGAUGAAGGACUGAAAACACAAGGUAAACGGAGGGCCAGAGAAAAAGGGGGAAAUUGAGAUGUAUUCCUUUUGUGUAACAUACAUAACUCUUAUCUUAGGUCUUUUUUCAUUGGAAUGGUCUGGUUUUCCAUAUGGCUGAUGUCCUUUCCUUAAAUUAUUCCUUGUCAUUUCAGAAGAAAAAAAAAACAUUUAGGCCUAUAAGUUGAAUUCCAUAUAGAAUAUGAGUUCUAUAAAAAAAAAAAAGUGGUAUUGUUGUCACCAGGGUUGUGUUCAUUAGUCACCAAAUGGAAGAAAAUUGACUAAAACAGAGAGGGUUUACCUGGAUCUGUCCUUUAUGAACUGCCAUUUUCAAAAACGUUUGCACGUUGUGUGCCCUUAUGCAGUGGUUCCCAACCAGGGGUACUAGGACCCCUGGGGGUACUUAGCCUAUCCACAGGGGGUACUUGAGAAGACUCAUGAGACCAUAGGCUUACUGGUAAAAUGCACUUGCAGGGGUAAUUCAGGGGUACUCUAGGCAGAGCAAAAUUCUGUUGAUGGCACAGUAAGUGAAAAAGGUUGGGAACCACUGCCCUAAUGAACAUAACCCAUAUCUGUGUAGUUCUCUGUUUAUCCCGCAAGGUGGCGGUCUUUCAUUAAAAUACCAUUGUCUCAUGUCCUACCAAAUAUAGUACCUGGCUGACUGCAGCUAGACUAGGGGAACGUUAAAUAAUGCAGCAUGUUGUGUUGCUCUCGUCUUACUCUUAACUGAUGUUGUUAUUUUUUUGGGGAGAGAAGGGUUGGUAAUUGCACUGUAUACCUUUUAAUGUUAGUCACUUUACUAAGAAUGUAUUAAUAAAAGUUAACCUCUGA
Messenger RNA from Coregonus clupeaformis (lake whitefish), 2839 nucleotides. RefSeq names its product coagulation factor X. Lineage: Eukaryota; Metazoa; Chordata; Actinopteri; Salmoniformes; Salmonidae. Gene Ontology annotation, molecular function: calcium ion binding; serine-type endopeptidase activity. Gene Ontology annotation, cellular component: extracellular region. The record is from RefSeq and is a predicted model, not a curated record. Gene Ontology annotation, biological process: proteolysis; blood coagulation.